GCAACAUGUGGAAUUUUAAUUUUACGACAGCAGCUGGUUGUUGCAGCACUAGUAGCGCUAUCAGAAAUUGUUUUACCCGGGUUAAGACGUUCGAAAUCCUCCUAGGAGUUCGUCAGCUUACCCCUCGGAGUUCGCCCCUUUCGCGCUUCAUGCGCUGGGGGUUUUACGCUGAUAUUUUUUUCCUCUCUAUUUUUUUUGUUCCAUCCCUGGGGUUGUCCCUCAUUGUCAGAAAUCUCGCUUUUAUAUUCUAUAACCCAAGCCCUGAAAGCACAGAAUGGCGCACACGCUACCUGACACUGCGAUUGCUGCGUCGAACAAUGGAUCUAACAUCAAUGUUUAUUUCCAAGUUACUGAUGGGAGUAUCGUUGAGCAUCUUUACAGAUUCAUCCCGGGCUCAGACUCCGCCUCUUGGAUCCCAAAUCCUGAUCCGGUUGUCAAAGCUGGUGAGGCAAAGUUUUUCACUCCAUUAGCAGCCCAUGUGGGAUUUACCAAGCACUUUGCACCUCAGAGACAUGUUUUCUUCGUUGACAAAAAGAACUAUCUACGUGAGGUGUAUUUAUCGGGAGAAGAUAACUGGACAGCUGGUGACCUAGAUACGCUUCAAAUUGAAGUCGCACCUUAUUCCCAGAUCGCCAUGGUUUCUUCGAAGCUCUACUACCAAAAGGCGGAUGGCUAUAUCUACACUGUCACUUUAAGUGAGGGUGUUUGGACGAGGGAUAGCAUUGCACUGAGCACGGCCAAUAAGCCUAUGUUAGGGUGUGGAAUAGCAGCGGCGAGCGGAGAGUGGUUCACUCAGUCAAAUUCUUUAGCUAUUGAGAUGGGGGGCUCUCAAACCACCAUUCAGAGUGUUUUACCCAGUCCAUCUUCACACACGAGCCUCGCUGCUGUUGGAGACGGGACAGAGUACAAGUGCAUCUUUUACACCACAAACGAGAGCAAACUUCACGAAUGUCGCAUUACGAAAGAUGGGCAACAAUCGACGUAUAUUGCCUGUGUGCCUCCCCGAAGUUACUUCGCAGCGAUUCGACAGAGACCCGGUGAUGGCCAUCAGGACGUAAUCAGCAUCUUCGUCCAGACCGGACAAGGGAAUAAGAUAUCGCAGUACAAGUAUACCUAUCCUAAGGGCUGGCAAUUGGCAGUGGAUGCAAUUUGAGGAGAUUCAUCUCUAUGGUUCCAUUGAACCCAGAUAACUGGUUUAAAAACGCUAGCAAAUUCAUUCACUACUUAUCCUAAAUAUUGUCUCGUGACUAUCUAACGACCUUAGAAGGUCAAUUCUAGAUCCCUAAGACGUGCACUCUGCUAUGAAACUCCUUCCCAUGUUGCCUUGUAAAUGACAACUGUUGAGUCGUUAGCAGGUGGAAAGGUAGCAAGCCUUCUCCCGUCCGGCGAAAAUACCACUCCGUAACCAUACCUUAAACCUUCUGAGCCUUCAAAUGACGUAAGUUCUGUUGCGGUUUCUGCAUCUCGUAUCCUCACGAUAUUUUCCGCACUU
Messenger RNA from Talaromyces stipitatus ATCC 10500, 1492 nucleotides. Its product is annotated as fucose-specific lectin FleA. The transcript is spliced from 3 exons. The coding region runs from base 275 to 1153 and encodes 292 amino acids. The record is from RefSeq and is a predicted model, not a curated record. NCBI's taxonomy places the organism in Eukaryota, Fungi, Ascomycota, Eurotiomycetes, Eurotiales, Trichocomaceae.